Molecule: messenger RNA, 510 nt
Organism: Penicillium hordei
Lineage: Eukaryota; Fungi; Ascomycota; Eurotiomycetes; Eurotiales; Aspergillaceae
Gene: pex4
Product: putative ubiquitin conjugating enzyme (UbcJ)
Exons: 2
Coding region: 1-510 (169 amino acids)
Source: RefSeq, a predicted model, not a curated record
AUGCAGUCCCCGGCCUCCUCUACCGCCACUGCGCUAUCUCGGCUUAGGAAAGAGCUAAAGGCUUCUAUUAAGGAACCGGAAAAUGAAACCUACCUGUACCUCCGACCGGUCGAGGAAGAUGACCUACUACUCUGGGAAGCCGUAUUGAAGGGGCCAGAUGAUACGCCAUACGAGGGUGGACUUUGGCGCCUUCGCAUUGCAAUCCCGCCAGAAUACCCCAAGAAGCCGCCGACCAUCCACUUCGCGACUAAGAUAAUCCACCCGAACAUCGACUUCGAGAAGGGCACGAUCUGUUUUUCGCUCUUGGAUGACGAUUGGUCUCCGGCUAUGACUCUCGAGACCACACUCAAGGCUAUUCAGAGGCUGUUGACGUAUCCGAAUCCGGAUUCGCCGCUAAAUGUUGAGAUCUCGGUUCUGCUGCGUAAAGGGGAUAUGGCUGGUUAUGAGAGUGUUAUCCGGUACUUGACCGAGGAGAUGCGGUUGGAAGAAGGUUGGAAUCUUGCACGGUGA